Messenger RNA from Aspergillus pseudonomiae, 459 nucleotides. RefSeq lists its product as uncharacterized. The coding region runs from base 1 to 459 and encodes 152 amino acids. Lineage: Eukaryota; Fungi; Ascomycota; Eurotiomycetes; Eurotiales; Aspergillaceae. The transcript is spliced from 5 exons. The record is from RefSeq and is a predicted model, not a curated record.
AUGAGGCCAGGAUCAUCAGAGACGGAUGAUGCCUUCAUGGCUCCUAUGUAUAUUGAGUCAUCGAUUUGGUACGAUGACGAGGGUCUGGAAAGUACUGAAAAUGGACUUCCUGGAAUAGGGUAUUCAAGGAGCAGUAUUCAGCUUUCGGGUAUACCGGACACAGGAUAUUCUACUUACGAUGGCGACGAUAUCUCUACAAAUCAUCCUUCCCGCCCAGGUGACACCCUCGAAAACCCAAUUACAAUUGAUACUUCUGAUCACGACAACAAUAUCUAUCCUGGUAGCUAUUCAGGCGACAAUAAUCCUAUUGAGUUGGAUAUCGCUAGUGAUAGACACAGUAGCUGUGAUACUGCUAGUGUGUAUACUAGAGGGCCAGGUAGCACCCACGAGAGCCCAGUUCAAGUCGAAAACCUCGUAGACGGUAAGAAACCAUCUACUCAUUUCCUGAGACAGCAAUAA